Messenger RNA from Drosophila busckii, 2127 nucleotides. It is a transcript of the gene tank, whose product is annotated as etoposide-induced protein 2.4. Gene Ontology annotation, biological process: macroautophagy. The record is from RefSeq and is a predicted model, not a curated record. Bases 333 to 1793 code for a protein of 486 amino acids. NCBI's taxonomy places the organism in Eukaryota, Metazoa, Arthropoda, Insecta, Diptera, Drosophilidae. Gene Ontology annotation, cellular component: endoplasmic reticulum. The transcript has 4 exons.
AUAUUUAUACGAGCAACAAUUGAACGACUGCAUCUGCAUAAAUAAAGAGAGCACCUACUGCAAUACAACAAUUAAAUUUAAAAAUACAAAUUUAAUUUCAGGCUUCGUGCCGUGCCUCGUGUAAACACACACAAACAUAAACACGCACCCACACAGACACACAUUGUUGUGCUAUGAAAUAAUGUCGUCGCAACAGCGCAGAUUUUUACGAAAACAAAACGUUUCAAACAAAAGUGCAAAACUAUAAGCCAACACACACAUCUAUUUUUGUAAUGCCCAACUAACAAGCAUAAUAAUUGCAAACACUGAGAGGGCUAGAAGCUAGAGGUGAAAUGGCUGCAAUAAAGAACAUAACGCUGGGCAUUUUGUAUGGCCUGUGGGAUAGCAUACGAGGCAUGACACUUAUAUUACACAUAGACAAUGAGGUUGCAACGCAAAUGGCCGAGCAGGAGACACUGCGUCAUUUGCGUCGAUUGGACAGAGAACAUCAGCGACAAACAGAGCGCUCACAUUCACCAGUGCCUAGCUCAGCUGCUGAUAUGAUACGAGCUGAGUACACUAAGCGUGCCCAAGAAGAAAACACGGAUGAGCGUACGCUGGAGAAAAUACUGAAAAAGCAGCCUGCGGACGAAGCCAAGCCACAGUGCGAGAAGAAAAUUGCAAAGAAACUAUUCAAAUGCUGCCUGCUCAAUGGCGGCUUUACCUGGCUAAGCAUUGUGCUCUUCGAGAACGUACUGCUGCCCACGUUGAAGUUUUGUCUAACCAUUUUUUAUGGUGCGCAAUCUGACACGUUGCCUUAUGUCUGGAGCUGGCUGCAGCCCAUACUCUCGCUGCUGUUUGGCAUGAUGUGGGUGCUGCCCAUAUUUAUGCUUUCGAAAAUUGUCAGCUCGCUGUGGUUUGCCGAUAUUGCCAAUGCGGCGUAUCGUGUGCGCAAAGGAAGACCGCAGCUCAUACCUGGCAUUAGCAAGCUGGUGGCGGACUUUCUCUUCAGCAUGGUUGUGCAAAUGCUGUUUCUAGUGCAAAGUAUGCUGGUGAAUCUAGUGCCUCUAAAAUAUGUUGGUUCAUCCCUGUGCUUUGUGCAUCUAUGCUUGCUAUACUCACUGUAUUCCUUUGAAUACAAGUGGUUCAACAUGGGCUGGGAGCUGCAUAGACGCCUUACCUACAUAGAAAAGAAUUGGCCGUACUUUUUUGGAUUCGGCAUACCGCUCACGGUGCUGACCAACAUGUCCAGCUCGGUGAUUGUGAGCAGCUGUAUAUUUUCUAUAUUCUUUCCGCUUUUUAUACUCAGCGGCAAUGAGGCAAAGCCUAUAGUAGAUACCACCGAAUUUUCUUUGCCUCUUUUUUCGCCUGUUGUGUUUAUAUCCAAUCUAUGCUUUGGCGGUAAUCCCUGGAGCAAAACCAAUCGCUUGCUGGCAGAGCAACGCAAACAGCUGGAGCAGCAGCAUCGUCAGCGUCAGGAGCUGCUGAUAAAGCAAAAGAAGCAGCAGCACUUGAUGCAACAGCAGCGUUUGGCGCGUCGUGAGUCACAUUCGCGUUCACAGACGCCGCAGCCGGAUUCACCGCAUUAUCGUUAUGCACAGCCGCCUGUGUUCGAUGCGGCGCGUGUACGUGACUCUUCGGCCUCGUCGACGCACAGCUCUACGGCAAAUACGCCCACUAGCUAUAGACCUCCUUAUUUUGGUGGCACCUCAUUGCGAGGCAAUAUAACGCCGAUGGUGCCUAUACCUGUGGCUGGUUCACGCACAAGGCCUGUGGUACAUCAGGAGUCGGGACCAGAUGACUGGAAUUUGUGAGAUUUUCGUUCUUUUGUAACAAUAUAUAGGCUUUAUGCACAUGUAUAUAGAUAAGUAUAUAUAUUAUGUGUAUGUGGUAACGUACUACAACGAACUGUGUAACUUAAAGCCAAUAAGAUUUAGACCCUAAGCAUGAUGACAAUGCUAGUCGCUAGUCAGCAGCGCGAACUAGCAGCUAAUUAUCUAAUUCCUAGUUAUAAGCAUAUCAUACUGUUUCUACCCCAAAAAAAAUUGCUACGUAAUCAUUAGCGUAUUUUUUUUAGCAAUAAUUAUUUCUGCGGGCAAAAGUUCAGCUAAGUAUAAUAAAAAAAUAUAACUUUUGUAUUUUUAUCAA